Drosophila ficusphila is the source of this 1827-nucleotide messenger RNA. RefSeq names its product HIV Tat-specific factor 1 (gene barc). The transcript is spliced from 7 exons. Lineage: Eukaryota; Metazoa; Arthropoda; Insecta; Diptera; Drosophilidae. Gene Ontology annotation, biological process: mRNA splicing, via spliceosome. Bases 156 to 1805 code for a protein of 549 amino acids. The record is from RefSeq and is a predicted model, not a curated record. Gene Ontology annotation, molecular function: RNA binding. Gene Ontology annotation, cellular component: U2-type spliceosomal complex; U2 snRNP.
CGACGCCUGCGGCUGAUCGCCAUGUGCCUGUCCAUUGGUUAAGCUCAACUCGCUGUUCACCUUGUUUGUGUUUUUGUUCGGAAUCGCAACCGGCGGACGCACUUCAUCUGUUUUGCGGAGAAAAACCAUUUGGCUUUAAUUACAGAACCCGAAAAAUGAGCGACGAAGGCGAAAGUAAAUCGGAGCAGGCGGAGAAACCUGAAGCGGAGGAAGUAGCUGGGGAAAGUACGGAGAAAGUGGAGGAAAAGAAGGAAGCACCUCCGACGUCAGAAGUUGAUGAAAAGCCUGCAGAGGGUGAAACCCAAUCGGAUAAUGAAGCAGCCAAGGAAAAGGCAGCACCUUCGCAGGACUUUGCCGCCUAUGAGGAGCACAUGACCUACGCAGCGGAUGGCGGCGCCAUCUACACGGAUCCCAGCACCAAGCAGAAGUACAAGUGGUGCACCACCCAGAACAACUGGCAACCCCUGAGCACCGACGAAGCGGCCAGUGCGGGAGAUCUCUACGAGAACGAGCACUACAAGUGGUGUCCCAAAACGCAGCAGUGGCUGCCAAAGAAACAGGAAACCGAAACGGAGCACUACAAGUGGGACGACGAGCAGAAGAAGUGGAUACCCAAGCAGCCGAGCUCCAAGCAGGAUGGGGUUUACGGAGUGGACGAGCAGGGCGAACGCACCUACACGGACAAGGAUGGAGCCGAGUUCUUUUGGGAUGCUGCCAAGAACGCCUGGUUUCCCAAGAUCGACGAUGACUUCAUGGCGCGCUAUCAAAUGAACUACGGGUUCAUUGACAACACUUCGGCGGGGGAAAAGGAGAAGGCUGAAAAGGAGGCAGCAGAAGCCAAAAGAAAGGAGGAGGAGCUCAAAAGGAUGACGGCUGAGGCGGAGGCAGCCAUGAACAAGGAUAACACGCCAUCCACGGCAGCUCCAACCGGAAAGCGAAAGGUGCAGGAGCCGCCAAAAUGGUUCGAAAUGGAUCCCUCGCAGAACACCAAGGUGUACGUCUCCAAUUUGCCACUGGACAUCACCAUGGAUGAGUUCGCCGACCUGAUGGGCAAGUGUGGCAUGGUCAUGAGAGAUCCGCAGACGCAGAAGUUCAAGCUGAAACUUUAUGCCGAAAAAGAUGGGCAAAUCAAGGGCGAUGGCCUCUGUGAUUAUAUAAAGGUGGAGAGUGUCAAUCUGGCGCUUAAAAUUCUGGAUGAGUAUGUCCUGCGUGGCCACAAGAUUCGUGUGCAGAGAGCCCAGUUUCAAAUGCGCGGGGAAUACAAUCCCGCCCUGAAGCCCAAGCGAAAGAAGAAGGACAAGGAGAAGUUGCAGAAGAUGAAGGAAAAGUUAUUUGACUGGCGGCCAGACAAAAUGCGUGGCGAACGUUCGAAGAAUGAAAAAACAGUCAUCAUCAAGAACCUCUUCACUCCAGAACUCUUUGAAAAGGAGGUGGAGCUCAUUUUGGAAUACCAAAACAAUCUGCGCGAGGAGUGCAGCAAGUGCGGGAUGGUCCGCAAAGUGGUCAUCUAUGAUAGACAUCCUGAAGGCGUUGCCCAAAUCAACAUGUCCUCGCCGGAGGAAGCCGAUGUGGUCAUACAAAUGAUGCAGGGACGUUAUUUUGGACAGCGACAACUAAGUGCUGAAGCCUGGGAUGGCAAGACCAAAUACAAAAUCGAUGAAUCAGCUGUGGAGGCCCAGGAGCGACUCUCCAAAUGGGAUGAGUUCUUGGCGGAGGAAGAAGCCGAUAAGAAAGCAACGGAGGAGGAGAAGACAGAAGAUAACUCUCCGGACAAUCAGCUUUUGCCCGGGGAUGCUACCCCUUAGCUAUUUUUUAUUUACCUGCGAU